AUGCCAAGGCCAAGCAGGCCGAUGGCGUUGGCAGGAACAGAGAGAGCCUUGACUGUGAAGAAGCAGAGUGAUGAGGGAAAUGGGAAAAGACAGGGCAUCUUGGAUGCGAGGGCAAAGCUAGGCGAUGAAAUUAGUGGGAAGCAAGAGGAGGGGCAUGACCUGAGACUGGUGAAUGAGAUUAGUUCCAAGAAUUUUGUUGCUGGUCUUACUGGUUCAGGGGAGGUUUCUGCCAAAGCAUUUUCUGCUACCCAGAGUGACUGUGAUGGAGGCAGCAGUUCUGUUAUUCCUGUGUUUACCGUGCACGUUGUAGACUCAGAUGAUGUUUGUUCGGGAGUGAAAGAACAUCAAAAGAAGCCUGAGGAGUUUAAUAAGCAAGGAGAGAAGGGGAAAUUGGCUGACAAGAUUAGAGUUUUUGAGAAAGCAGCAACAAGUGGGGAGGGAAAAUUGGUGAAAACUUUGUGCAGUGUGAACAAGUACCCAAGCAAGCUGCAUGAGAAGCUGGCUGCGCUGGAAGGGAGGGUUCAGAAGAUUGCCACCGAUAUCAAGAAGACCAAGGAGAUGCUGGACGACAACAACCCAGAUGAGCCAAAGCAGAUAUUGUCAAAUAUCCAGAAAGAGAUUAAUGCAAUUGAGCAGGCGAUUUCUCAUGUCAAAGUUGAUAACAAGAGUCAGUUAGGUACUGAAGAGAACAGUGACUGUGAGAUUUCUCAUGCUAAGAAGGGUGUGAGUGAGAAAUCUGCUGUCGUGAAGCCACGCGACCUGAAGAAUGCUGGAAAAGGAAUGAAUACUGAUGAACUGGAGGCAAGGUUUUUCCCACAUCAUAAACUAUUGAGGGAUCGUAAGGCUUCUGCUACUCAACAGGAGUCGUGCGUGGCUCUGAUAAAAGGCUGUAAUGGAAAAAUGGAACCUGGUACCCUUGAGCCCCGUGAUGACGAGAACAGUAUAGCCAUGGAAUUUCUGGCUUCUUUAGAUGGUGAAGAGAGUGACUUCUUCAAGGAUCGCAGAGCUAAGAACUUGGAAAAGCAAAUGAUUUGUGAAGCAGCAGAUGCUAGUGGCAAGACGUCUAGCCAAGGUAGCUCAAAGAUUCCAGAUGGUUCAACUAAUGAAGUGGAAAUGGAAUUGUGUGGUGAGAACCUAGAAGAGUUUGAUGAGCAGGAAAACAAGUCAUCAAUGGCGAUACAGGAGGAAACCGAGGAGUCUUCCAUUGAUCAAUUAUCAGGGAUAGGAAAUAAGUCUGCAACAGGUGGAUGGUUUGUUUCAGAGGGGGAAGCUGUUCUUCUUGCUCAUGGAGAUGGCACCUGCUCUUAUUAUGAUAUUGCAAACCAUGAGUUCAAGUCUGAAUAUAAACCUCCUAGUGUGGUGUCACAUAAUACUUGGGGUGAUUGCUGGUUGAUCCGUGCCCCAGGUGUAGAUGGAUGCUCUGGUAGAUAUGUGGUCGCAGCAUCUGCUGGUAAUGCAUUGGAACCUGGGUUUUGCAGCUGGGAUUACUACAAUAGAGAAGUGCAAGCAUUUCAUGUCGAGGAGGAGGCAUCUCUUGCUCCUGUACCAUCAGCCAGGACAGUUCUUGGGCCUCUUCCUAAUAUAGGUUCAUCAAGAUCUAGUUCUGCUAUUUCAACCAUAGAACGGCCGCAAUGGUGGUACAGACCAUGCGGACCUCUCCUCCUUUCUACUGCUAGCAAGCAGAAGAUGGUCACGGCUUAUGACAUCCGCGAUGGCGAUGUGGUGAUGAAAUGGGAAGUAAGCAGUCCAGUACUCGGAAUGGAGUACUCCAGCCCACUACAGUGGCGUAGCAGGGGGAAGGUCGUUAUUGCUGGGACCGAAUCAAUUGGGUUGUGGGAUGUGAAUUCGCUUAACCCACAACCCCUAUUAUCUGUUGCUUCUGCUGGUAAAAGAGUUUACUGCCUUCAUGUUAACAACACAGAUGCUGAGGUGGGCGGAGGAGUUCGUCAAAGAGUUAGUUCAUCCGAGGUGGAGGGAAAUGAUGGUGUUUUCACUACACAAGAAAGUGUUAAUGUAUUUGACUUCCGUGUACCUUCUGGCAUCGGUCUUAAAAUGGCAAGAAACGGUGGAACGGCGAACUCGGUCUUCUCACGCGGAGACUCAGUAUUUAUUGGUAGCACAGAAGGCAGGUUGCAAAUAAAAGGGGGGCCGAAAUCACGAGUUCAGCAGUAUUCACUGAAAAAGGGGAGGCUUGUGGCAACCUAUGAAUUACCGGAGUUCAAUGCCCACUUCCAUCACUCUUCAAUAACCCAAGUGUGGGGCAAUUCCAAUGUUGUCUUGGCUUCAUGCGGUAUGGGCUUGUUCGCUUUUGACACCUUCAAUGAAGAAGGCGUCCAACAAACUUACAGCUUUGACCGUGGAAACACCAUUGGAGCAAGAGAGGUUAUUGGCUCUGAUGAUUUGUACUGCCCUACAUUUGAUUACUCAUCAUCGAGGGUUCUUCUGGUCUCGAAAGACCGCCCAGCCCAUUGGAGAAUGGUGAGAACACGAUGUUGCGCAUGA
Triticum turgidum subsp. durum (durum wheat) is the source of this 2502-nucleotide messenger RNA. The record is from the annotation of a GenBank genome assembly. Lineage: Eukaryota; Viridiplantae; Streptophyta; Magnoliopsida; Poales; Poaceae.